GUGGUGCCCCUGGAUACGCCCGGUGGCCGCCGUGGGGUCUGGGGCUUAGGCGGGGGCCAUUUUGCUAGAGGCUGCCUCCCGCAGUCGGAGGCGGCCUGGCAGCUCGCUCGGGUUGUUUCUUUUCCUCCUCCGCAGCUGGGGGCGUGGAGAGGAACUGGGAGGCUGGGCUUCAUCGAACACUUCGGAGGCGGCAAUGGUUCCCUCCAGGACCCUGACGACCCUCCAUGGCGGCUGCGCCGUCUGCGCUGCGCCCGCUGCCACCCCUUUUAGCCCCGUGUGCCUAUCGCCCCCAGAGCCACAGUCGCCCUUCCGCCCCAGAGACUGAUGUUCGUCGCGGUGGGGGCACCAUGAGAGGAGAGAAAAGCUACUACUGCCGUGGGGUUGCUGGGGACCACGGUUCUUACCCCUCUACGCCUUCGCCUCUGCCUCCGACGCUCCUGUUGCCCGCGGAGACGGUCUCAAGUAGCUGGUCCGGGCCUGGAGGAGGGCUGUCGGGAGGAGAGGAAGAGGAGACCAGGCUCCUGCAGCUCUUGCGCACCGCCCCGGAGCCUUCCGAGGCCUUCCAGGCUUUGCAGGCUGCUUUGCCGAGGCGGGGCGGUCGGCUUGGCUUGCCCCGGCGCAAGGAAGCUUUGUAUCGGGCCCUGGGCCGAGUGCUUGUGGAAGGAGGGAGUGAUGAGAAGCGCUUGUGCUUGCAGCUUCUCUUGGACGUUCUCCGGGGUCAGGGGGAGGCAGGCCAGCUGGAAGAGGCCUUUAGUUUAGCACUUCUGCCUCAGCUAGUUUUCUCCCUGCGGGAAGAGGAUCCGGCCCUGCGGAAAGAUGCGCUUCAGAUCCUGCAUGUAUGUCUGAAACGUAGCUCUGGACAGGUGCUGAGAGCGCUUAUUCAGCAAGGUCUGGAAAGUACCGACGCCCAGCUCAGAGCUUCCACUGCGCUGCUGCUCCCUGUCUUACUCGCUCCUGAGGAUCUGCUGACCGGCCUGGAUCUCACCGAAGUGAUAAUAGUCCUGGCUAGAAAGCUUGGUGACCAGGAGAUAGAAGACGAAUCGGAGACAGCUUUCUCGGCCCUUCAGCAAAUUGGGGAGCGGCUUGGCCAAGAGAGGUUUCACUCCUAUAUCUCUCGCCUCCCGUCUGCCCUGAGGAGACUCUACAAUCGCCGCCUGGAGUCCCAGUUGGGAAGUCAAGUUCCUUAUUAUUUGGAGCUCGAGGCCUCUGGGUUUCCUGAAGAGCCUGUCCCCUGUACGGCCACUCUUUCCAAUAGCAAUCUUAAAUUUGGGAUUAUUCCUCAGGAGCUGCAUUCCAGAUUAUUGGAUCAGGAAGACUAUAAGAACCGGACUCAGGCCGUUGAAGAACUAAAACAGGUGCUGGGGAAAUUUAACCCUAGUUCUACCACGCAUUCCAGUCUUGUUGGUUUCAUUAGCUUGUUGUAUAAUUUGUUGGACGAUUCUAAUUUCAAAGUGGUCCAUGGCGCGCUGCAGGUUCUGCAUUUACUGGUUAUUCGCCUUGGAGAGCAGGUGCAGCAGUUCCUGGGACCAGUUAUAACAGCUUCUGUCAAAGUGCUGGCAGACAACAAGUUAGUGAUCAAACAGGAAUAUAUGAAAAUCUUUCUCAAGCUCAUGAAAGAAGUAGGUCCUCAACAGGUGCUUUGUUUACUCCUGGAACAUCUUAAACAUAAGCAUUCCAGAGUAAGAGAGGAGGUGGUGAACAUUUGCAUCUGCUCCCUCCUGACCUAUCCCAGUGAGGACUUUGAUUUACCCAAACUGUCUUUUGAUCUUGCCCCGGCUCUUGUAGAUAGCAAACGCAGGGUACGCCAAGCAGCUCUGGAAGCCUUUGCCGUGUUGGCAUCGUCGAUGGGCUCGGGUAAAACCAACAUCCUUUUUAAAGCUGUAGAUACUAUUGAAAUGCAGGAUAAUGGAGAUGGAGUGAUGAAUGCGGUGCAGGCUAGACUGGCUCGAAAAACUCUACCAAGGCUAACAGAAAAAGGGUUUGUGGAAUAUGCAAUACUCAUGCCCUCUUCAGCCCAGAGUCGAUCAAGCCAUCUGGCGCAUGGAGCAGACACAGACUGGCUCCUGGCUGGUAACAGAAAUCAGAGUGCGCACUGUCACUGUGGUGAGCCCACGAGGGAGAGCAUGCAGAUGUACGGAUCGUACAGCCCAACGAUCUGCACCCGAAGGGUACUAAGUGCAGGGAAAGGGAAAAGCAAAUUACCAUGGGAAAACGAGCAGCCCGGAGUCACGGACGAAAACCCAGCCUCCAGUUCCAAGGAUAUAGAGCAGUUUUCAGCAUACGAUCUCAUCCCAUCUCCAAAAUUAAAGUCUUCCCAAGGAAUGCCAGUCAGCGAUGAUUUGUGUUUUAGCAGAAAAAGAGUAUCCAGAAACUUAUUUCAGAAUAGUCGGGACUUUCACCCAGAUUCUCUUCCUGUAUGUGCUACGGGUACAACUGGGACUCAUAAGACAAAUCUUCCCGGGAAAUGUGGCCAGCUUGGAUUGUCACAUAUACGUGGUAAAGCCGGCAGUGUAGAUUCUAACUUAGAGCUCCUGGGCACAGCUCACAGUCAUCAAGAUAAAGUGUAUGCUAGCCUAAAUUUUGGCAGUAAGACACAGCAAACACUUGGUAGUCAAACAGAACGUACUUCUUCAUACUCUGGCCCAAAUAUAAGUCCAGGAGCCUUCAUCCUUCCGUCCUAUCCUCUCUCAUCACCUCGAACUAGUCCAAAGCAUACAUCUCCUCUUACUAUAUCUCCAAAGAAGUCUCAAGAUAAUUCUGUUAAUUUCUCAAAUUCCUGGCCUCUUAAGAGCUUUGAAGGACUAUCAAAGCCAAGCCCACAGCGGAAGCUUGUCAACCAAAAAUCGUCUGAACCUACAGGAGAAAAUUCUCAAGAAAAACCUACUCCAGUUCAGCUUACACCUGCCUUAGUGAGGUCACCAUCUUCUGGACGUGGCCUCAAUGGGACCAAGCCUGUCCCCCCAAUUCCAAGGGGGAUAAACCUUUUGCCUGAUAGAGCUGAUGUAAGCACCGUGGGCAACAGAAAGAAAGAGCCUGAUGAUAUUUGGAAGAGUGAAAAAGAUAGUUUUACAAUUGAUCUUUCAGAAUUAAAUUUCAAGGAUAAAGACUUGGAUCAAGAAGAGAUGCAGAGCUCUCUUAGGUCUCUUCGUAACAGUGCAGCUAAGAAAAGAGCAAAGCUGAGCGGCAGUACUUCUGAUACUGAAAGCCCCGACUCCGCCAUGAAGCUUGAUCUGACCGCAGACUCCCCGUCUCGAUCUUCCUCUCCAAACAUCAGCUCGUUCAGUGAAAGUGGAGUUUACAGCCAAGAAUCACUGACGUCCUCUCUGUCUACAACUCCCCAGGGAAAGAGAAUAAUGUCAGACAUAUUUCCAACAUGUGGAUCAAAACCUUGUUCAACAAGAUUUUCUUCUGCAAAGAAUAAAAACUCUCAUAUUGCUGAAGCAAGCACCAAUUCAGGAUUUAUAAGGUCAUCAUCAAAUGUACAGCAGAUUUCCAGUUUUGACUUCACAUCCACAAAUACGCUAUCAGACGACUCAGUAGUAGUUGUUGGAAAAGGUGUAUUUGGAAAUCCGAAUUCAGCACCAGCAACCUACAGCCAGCCGGUGGUACCUUCUGUGGAAAAUGGGGAAACAUUUUCAGUUAAACAGAGUAUUGAACCACCGUCAGGGGUUUAUGGAAGAGCGGUGCAACAAAGUGUUCCAUCUUAUCUUGAUGUUGAAAAUGACAAAGAUACUAAAGUUGCUAUGUCAAAAUCUACAUAUGACAAGAUGAGACAAAAGAGAAAAGAAGAAAAAGAACUUUUUGAUGUUAAAGACUGUGCAAAGAAAGAACAUCAUCCCUGGGAACGAAUGAAGCAUAUAGGAAGUGAGAAAACAGUAUCAGAAAGUGAAGCAUCUCCGGGAGCGAUUCCACAGCACAAAGAAAGGGUGUCUUCCGUCACUCACAGUCUAGAAAUAAUGGACUCCCUGGCGCUCCGGCCAUUUUCCAGGCCAGAAGUAGCACUGACAGAAGCUCUGAGGCUUUUAGCUGAUGAGGAUUGGGAGAAGAAAAUUGAGGGCCUGAAUUUUAUUAGAUGCUUAGCUGCUUUUCAUUCUGAGAUACUGAACACUAAGUUGCAUGAAGCAAAUUUUGCAGUAGUUCAAGAGGUGAAAAAUCUGCGCUCUGGUGUUUCUCGUGCUGCUGUGGUCUGUUUGAGCGAUCUUUUCACUUACCUGAAAAAGAGCAUGGAUCAGGAACUGGAUACCACAGUCAAGGUGCUGUUGCACAAGGCUGGAGAAUCCAACACCUUUAUAAGAGAGGACGUUGACAGAGCGUUGAGAGCUAUGGUGAACAAUGUCACUCCUGCACGUGCAGUCAUUGCGCUCAUCGGUGGAGGCCAAAGCCAUUUACACAUUGCAGUAAGAAGAUGUACAGCCCAGCACUUAUCAGAUGUGGUAGAAUUUAUGGAACAAGAACGUAUUUUAAUUGGAACAAAGGAUAUGGCUGAACGUUUAUUACCAGCUGCUGCUAAGUUUGCUCAAGAUAGCUCACAGGAAACCAGGUAUUAUGGUCGAAAGAUGCUUUUCUUCAUGAUGUAUCAUCCUAACUUUGAAAAACUGCUUGAAAAAUAUGUCCCAUCUAAAGAUUUGCCAUAUAUUAAGGAAUCUCUUAAAAACUUACGGCAAAAGGGUUUGGGAGAGAUGCCACUAGAUCCUCCUUCAACAAAAGGAAGGCGCUCUCACACUGGCAGUGUUGGAAAUGCAAGAUCAUCAUCUGUUUCUAGAGAUGCCAUCAGUUCAGCUGAAAGAGACAUAACUGAAGUUCGUGAAGUCACCAGAAGAUCAGUUCCUCGUAAUUCCUUAGAAAGUGCUGAGUACAUUAAAGUCCUAACAGGCUUAUUAAACGCAAAAGAUUUUCGUGAUCGUAUUAGUGGGAUUAAGCAACUUUUAUCAGAUGCUGAAAAUAAUCAAGAACUUGUUGUUGGAAACAUUGUGAAGAUCUUUGAUGCUUUUAAAUCUCGACUUCAUGAUUCCAACAGUAAAGUAAAUCUGGUGGCUCUAGAAUCAAUGCACAAAAUGAUUCCUUUACUUAAAGACAACUUGUCUCCUAUAAUCAACAUGCUAAUUCCAGCAAUAGUGGAUAACAAUCUGAAUUCUAAGAACCCAGGCAUCUACGCUGCAGCUACCAGUGUUGUCCAGGCGCUGAGUCAGCAUGUAGACAAUUACUUGCUUCUACAACCAUUUUGCACCAAAGCUCAAUUUUUAAAUGGAAAAGCAAAACAAGAUAUGACGGAAAAGCUUGCUGAUAUUGUUACGGAACUUUAUCAAAGGAAGCCUCAUGCUACGGAACAGAAGGUGUUGGUUGUUUUGUGGCACCUCUUGGGGAACAUGACAAAUAGCGGCUCCCUGCCUGGAGCUGGAGGAAACAUACGAACAGCCACAGCUAAACUAUCGAAAGCACUUUUUGCACAGAUGGGUCAGAAUCUGUUAAAUCAGGCUGCGUCUCAACCACCGCAUAUCAAAAAGAGCUUAGAGGAACUGCUCGAUAUGACCAUUUUAAAUGAAUUAUGAAUCUGCUAUGAAAUAUGGGGUGAUGAACAAGACAGUUUACACGACGACGAAUGAGUUUUUCAAGCUGCGUUCCGAGUGCCUGCGCUUCGCAUCUAGGACACUAAGUCAGUAGCUGUGUGGUUUGCGGCCUCUGUGAGCCCCACCACUGCACCCUCGCGCGGAGACCUGAGGAGUACCCACCGCUCGUGAAACCCGAAGCACAGCGGCUGAAUGCUACUUGCGAAUUUUUUGAGAAAAGUCCUGCUCAUUUUCACUCUUCCAUAGAAACCGCAGCUUGUUGUCCUUUAUGUACAAUUAGAUUUGUAAUUAAAAAUAUAAUUUUUAUUAUGUAAUCAUGUUCUGCUAUGUCUCAUUACUCAGCCUUGUUUUGUGAAGUGGAAGAAAAGUCCCUGAACUAUGUUAUCACAAACUCAGUUUUGUGUGCUGUUUGUGAAAAAACAUGUAUUUCUGAAUCAGUCUGCUCGUACGAUUCUGCAGUAUUAGCUCGCUAUUGCUGCUGUGUGUGUGAUGUAUUUGCUUACCUUUUGGGUUGAAUUGUCUGCAUCAUUGUGAAGUUUAACGAGAUAAUAAAGCAUGAUGACCAAAGUUUUUAGAAAACAGUAAACUCUGAAAUGCACGUUUAAGAAAACGUGUUGAAUGUAACCUCCCUAUUCUUGUGUGCAAACACUAAAUUUUAUUUCUGUACGUCCUAACAUUUAUAAAGGUGUUAUUUUGCUGCCCAGUUCUGUAAUUCUCAAAAAUAGUGCCAGGUCUUCUAUAGUUUUUCUCAGAAUUCUUGGGCUUACAAGUACUGUAUGCAUCUCAAAAAAAAAAAAAAAAAGAAAAGGAAUGUUAUAAAAUAAAAGGAUUUAUUUCUGUA
Chinchilla lanigera (long-tailed chinchilla) is the source of this 6408-nucleotide messenger RNA. RefSeq names its product family with sequence similarity 179, member B (gene Togaram1). The transcript is spliced from 20 exons. Gene Ontology annotation, molecular function: microtubule binding. Lineage: Eukaryota; Metazoa; Chordata; Mammalia; Rodentia; Chinchillidae. The record is from RefSeq and is a predicted model, not a curated record. Gene Ontology annotation, biological process: microtubule cytoskeleton organization. Gene Ontology annotation, cellular component: cytoplasmic microtubule; cilium. The coding region runs from base 225 to 5549 and encodes 1774 amino acids.